AUGCGCGUGACAAGGUCUAUGGCGAGCAGCGAGCAGCUGUUACCUUCCUCUGCAUCCAACCGGCCCCUCGAUCAACCCUCCUCACACACCCCGACGCUACCGGUGCCACACCUCUUGCCCAAACCGAGAUACCAUGAGAUUUACGACUUCAUCCAGGGACUUCACGACGGCAAAGAAUCGGUCAAGUAUGGGGAUCAUAAGUUCGCCGUCGCAGUUCGACGUCGAGACUGGCCUUCACUGGAGAAUGAGCUGUUCGAACCAUGUGUGGAGAGCGAGAAUCUAAACCGGCACACUGCUGGUUGGGCAGGCGACAAAGUCUACUACAACUACGAUGACCGCACAAGAUCUCUUACCAUCAAAAUGCGCGGUUACGCGCUUUACGAGUUGGCCAAGGGAAACCUUGGUUCCCGGCUGUGUGAGAAAUUGGACGGUGUGAAGAAAGACGUGGAACUGGGUGUAAGCAUACUUGAUCCAGAUCAUAGAACGCUCACAUGCUCGAUCCUCAACGAUAUCAACUUUUUCGGCCGGUGUCAAACACAUAUUGGCCGUCAGUCCCUUCGCACGCCUUGUAUCUCUUUCAACUACGCACUCAAGAAUUUUCCAGGAUUCGUCGUUGAGAUUUCGCAUGGUCACAUGGAUCUCAGACGAGCAGCGCAUGAUUAUAUAGCUCGCAGGAAGGGCAAUACCAAGACAUUCGUCGGGAUUGAGUUUGAACAUCGUACGCCUGAGCAACAACGCGUGUUGCGCGAACAGCCUCACUGGGCCACCUACCAAGUGUUUCGUCUUCGUGUCAAGGACAAGAACCUGGCGGUUAUAGACGCCGGCACUCGUGUCAAGUUCCGAGAUGCUAAUGGUGUCAUCUCGCCAAACGCCAAAAUCCCGUUCUCUGUAGCCGACUUUGUAGCCGAUUCUGCGCAGCCAGAUACAGUCGAUCUUCAUACUCUACAGCUGGACUUUACGCACCAAGAGCUUCACGACAUCUUCUCGGACGCAGAAAAUUGUUCACGCAUCGUAGACGAGUAUAGCGACAAGAUGCGUUCUGAAAGGAGGCUGGAGUAUGAAUCCUCGGAACUGAGCGAUGCGGAUAGUGAUUCCAACACUUCUGAUUCUAAGGAUGUCGGCACCGAUGGGAACAACAAGGACCAGGGCGAUUCUGAUAUCCUCAGCCAUGUCGAUGAGAACCUCAGCGAGCAUGGCAGCCCCAGCGCCACGAUUGCCACUUCACCGGCCCCUGCACGUGGCUUACCCCCUCUCAAGAAGCGGAGGCGCGAUGGUCCUGGCAACAUACAGAUAGGCGAGAUCAGAAAGAGCUGA
This is a messenger RNA of Alternaria conjuncta, 1314 nucleotides long. RefSeq lists its product as uncharacterized. The transcript is spliced from 2 exons. The record is from RefSeq and is a predicted model, not a curated record. The coding region runs from base 1 to 1314 and encodes 437 amino acids. NCBI's taxonomy places the organism in Eukaryota, Fungi, Ascomycota, Dothideomycetes, Pleosporales, Pleosporaceae.